Messenger RNA from Octodon degus (degu), 948 nucleotides. RefSeq names its product olfactory receptor 183-like. Gene Ontology annotation, molecular function: G protein-coupled receptor activity; olfactory receptor activity; odorant binding. NCBI's taxonomy places the organism in Eukaryota, Metazoa, Chordata, Mammalia, Rodentia, Octodontidae. The transcript has a single exon. The coding region runs from base 19 to 948 and encodes 309 amino acids. The record is from RefSeq and is a predicted model, not a curated record. Gene Ontology annotation, biological process: sensory perception of smell; G protein-coupled receptor signaling pathway. Gene Ontology annotation, cellular component: membrane.
GGGACAUCUAGUGAGGACAUGGAAAUGAAAAAUGCAACACUGGUGACAGAGUUUGCCCUUGAAGGACUCCCCUAUAAACCAGAAUGGCAGAUCCCCCUGUUCCUGGUGUUCCUGGCAAUAUACCUCACCACUAUUGUGGGAAACCUCGGUCUCAUUACUCUCAUCAGGAAUGACCCUCACCUUCACAUACCCAUGUAUUAUUUCCUUGGGAAUUUAGCCUUUGUUGAUGCUUGGGUGUCAUCUACUGUGACACCAAAGAUGCUGGCUAACUUAUCAGGUAAAGAUAAGAUGAUGUCUUUGUCUGAAUGCAUGAUACAAUUUUUCUCCUUUGCCAUCAGUGUAACCACAGAAUGUUUCCUCUUGGCAUCAAUGGCUUAUGAUCGCUAUGUUCCCAUAUGCAAACCUUUACUUUACCCACUGAUUAUGACCACUAGACGUUGCAUCCAGCUAUUAGUGUCAUCAUUUGUAGGUGGCAUUAUUCAUGCCAUAAUUCAUGAAAGUUUUCUAUUCAGAUUAACCUUCUGUAAUUCCCACAUCAUACAUCACUUUUAUUGUGAUAUCAUACCAUUGUUAAAGAUUUCCUGUACUGAUCCUUCUAUUAAUUUUCUAAUGAUUUUCAUUUUCUCUGGUUCAAUACAAGUAUUCAGCAUAGUGACUAUUCUUUCUUCUUACACACUUAUUCUCCUUACAAUUUUAAAGAAGAAGUCUGAAAAAGGUGCAAAAAAAGCCUUUUCCACUUGUGGAGCCCAUCUCUUCUCUGUGUGUCUGUACUAUGUCCCUCUACUUUUCAUGUACGUGCAUCCAGCAUCUUCACAAGCAGAUGAUCAGGAUAUGAUUUUCUCUCUGUUUUAUAUGGUCAUAAUCCCUGUGUUAAAUCCACUAAUAUACAGCCUGAGAAACAAGCAAGUCAUAGAUGCACUGAGAAAGAUGUUAAGGAGAAAUGCUUAG